Molecule: messenger RNA, 696 nt
Organism: Bactrocera latifrons
Lineage: Eukaryota; Metazoa; Arthropoda; Insecta; Diptera; Tephritidae
Gene: vilya
Product: RING finger protein vilya
Exons: 3
Coding region: 1-696 (231 amino acids)
Biological process (GO): protein sumoylation; reciprocal meiotic recombination; homologous chromosome pairing at meiosis
Cellular component (GO): synaptonemal complex
Molecular function (GO): SUMO transferase activity
Source: RefSeq, a predicted model, not a curated record
AUGGAAGGAGAAUCGUUCGAUGAUCUUAAUACAAAUUCAAAUUUAAAAUUGCCAAAAGAUGUGGGUUUAUAUUGGAUACACUGCAACCGUUGCUUAGAAAUAUAUAUACGAAAGCGAAGGAGAUUAUUCUUGCUCUCUUGUAAUCAUAUGAUAUGUGAAAAAUGUGCAACAACGCUCGCUAUUAAUCAUAUAAAUGUGUCCAGUGAAGUGCAUUGUCCAAUUUGCAAUAAAACACAGCGUUAUCGAGUAUUAUGCAACGUUAUGCCGGCGCAUGCAAAGGAGCUUUUAAAUCCUGAACCAUGGCGUGAACCAAAUGAACGCAUCUUGAAUUUUCAGGCAAAACAGCGAGACAGCUUUAAAAAAGGAAUGUUUCGUAAGCGAACUGAAAUGGAAAAAGUUAAAAGGAAGUGUAAUGCUUUGGAGAUAAAUUCAAAGCAGAAAUACGAAAAAUACGAGCAGUUGCGAUAUGAGCGUAAACAAUUAGAAAGGGAAAUACUUAAAAUAAAGAAAUUUGAAUUGCAGCCUAAAAGUAAAUAUUUUCAAACAACAGAAGGAGACAUUUCUACCAAUGGUAUGUUCAAUCUUAAUACCUUUACCGGAGUUAAGCGAGCAAACACUAAUACCCACCCCCGUAUAACUGGUCAUAAUGUAUCACACACAGCUCUAAAUAAAUCAUUUUCAUUAAAUAUAUUUUAA